This is a messenger RNA of Miscanthus lutarioriparius, 2034 nucleotides long. The record is from the annotation of a GenBank genome assembly. Lineage: Eukaryota; Viridiplantae; Streptophyta; Magnoliopsida; Poales; Poaceae.
AUGUUCUGGCGCAUGACCGGCCUCUCCGCGGCCUCGCCCGUGAGUUCCUCCUUCCUCUGCUGCAUCUCUCAGGUGGAUACAAUUCUGGACAAAGAAAAUUUUACAUUGGAAGAACUUCUUGACGAGGAUGAAAUUAUUCAGGAGUGCAAAGCACUGAACUCGCGACUCAUAAACUUCUUACGUGACAAGGCCCAGGUGGAACAGUUGCUUCGUUAUGUUGUGGAAGAAGUUCCAGAGGAUGCUGAAAGGAAGCGCUCUUUCAAGUUCCCUUUUAUUGCUUGUGAAAUAUUUACUUGCGAAAUCGAUGUCAUUUUGAGGACCCUAGUAGAGGAUGAAGAGCUAAUGGACUUGCUUUUCUCAUUUGUGAAACCUGAUCAUCCGCAUAAUACAUUAUUGUCUGGUUACUUCAGUAAGGUGGUAAUAUGUUUGAUGCUGCGGAAGACUGCUCCACUGAUGAGUUAUGUUCAGGGGCAUCCAGAGAUAGUUGUCCAGCUUGUUGACCUGAUUGGCAUCACAUCGAUAAUGGAGGUGCUGAUACGACUGAUUGGUGCUGAUGAGGCCAUAUAUUCAAACUAUGGUGAUACGUUGCAGUGGUUAGAAAAUACAGAUGUCCUUGAAAUGAUUGCAGAUAAGUUUAGCUCGUCGUUACUCGGUGUGCACCUCCAUCUCUUGCUGCUUGAAAAUAUGCAGUCCAAGAUUGUAGAAUUCAUCUCUGUGCUGCUUACAAUUGGAAGUGAAACUGCUGAAAAAGAGCUAAUAAGGCAGUCAGCAAUAAAGCGCUCGAUUAAUUUGUUCUUUGAGUAUCCAUAUAACAACUUUUUGCACCAUCAUGUUGAGAAUAUAAUUGUUUCUUGCCUGGAGGGUAAAAGACCUGAAGUUGUUGAGCAUGUUCUUCAUGAAUGUGAUAUUGUUGGUAAAAUUCUUGUUUCAGAAAGGCUUUCAUCUUUGUCGACUGAGUCUAAUGGGCCUACUGUUCCCUCUGAAGGGAAAACCCCUCCAAGAAUUGGAAAUGUUGGUCACAUGACAAGAAUAGCCAAUAAGCUUAUUCAGUUGGGCAACAGUAACAACACAAUACAGGCUUACUUACAGGAAAAUAAUGAGUGGGUUGAAUGGCAAACAAAUGUGUUGGUCAAACGCAAUGAAGUGGAGAAUGUUUAUCAUUGGGCUUGCGGGCGCCCGACAUCAUUACAUGACCGUGGUAGGGACAGUGAUGAUGAUGAUUUCCGGGACAGGGAUUACGACGUGGCAGCUCUUGCUAAUAACUUAAGUCAGGCAUUUCGUUAUGGGAUAUACAGCAAUGAUGACAUUGAAGAGGCACAAGGAUCACUUGAACGAGAUGAUGAGGAUGUGUAUUUUGAUGAUGAAUCAGCUGAGGUGGUAAUAUCUUCUUUGCGUCUGGGAGAUGAUCAGGACGGCUCCCUCUUUACAAAUUCAAACUGGUUCACAUUUGAUGGAGAGAGAGGCCUUGAUGACCGUUCAUCUGCUUCUGUUCCUUCAUCAUCCCCCAAUUCUGAGGAGACUUCACUAGAGACCGAGGAAGCUGAUGAUGGUAAAGUCAUUGGCACCGAGGAUGAAAUGGAAACAGUAUAUCUUGGAAAUGGUAGUGCCGAGGAGGUAAAAGAUGUAGCAGAAUGUACUGAACAGCCAAAUUGUUGUACUGAGGAUGAGCGAUUGAAAAAUACAGAAGGGAUGGAUCGGCAUCCAGAUGCUUCAAAUAACGAUACCAACAUAUGUACAGACGAGGCUGCCUCUGCUGCAGCAGAAUCUUCAGCCCCAUCAGUUGAGAUAGUGGCAGAGAAAACAGUAGAUGAACCAUUAGAGGCAGAAAGAACAGUGGAUGAACCGGACGAAUCAUCUUUGGACAGUUCUGUCUCUGUAGCUUUGCCAGCUCCUGUUAAUGGUAGUGAGCCUGCCAACUCUGAAGCUUCUUCUGAACAAGUUGCCCAUGACACUGGUGUGCAGCAACCAGUCAAGGAAGCUCCUGACGAGGAUGUUGAUGCAAAGAAAACUGAUGCAGCCCAAGCAAGCGAGUGA